CCUCUCCCUGCACCUCAUACGGAGGAGAAGCCGCCGCCCCCACUGAGCACGGCUGCGUCACAUGGCUGCGGCACGGCCGGCCUUUACCGGCAACUUGAAGAAAGCACUUGCUGGUUUGAGAAGAAUUGAUUUAGAGGGCUUGCGAUGGCGUGUUUUCGAUGCAAAAGGGCAGGUGCUCGGACGUCUGGCAUCCCAAAUAGCUGUUGUGCUCCAAGGCAAGGACAAGCCCACUUAUACACCACAUGUGGAAAACGGGGACAUGUGCAUCGUGCUUAAUGCUAAAGAUAUCAGCGCCACAGGAAGAAAAAUGACUGAUAAGGUCUACUACUGGCACACAGGCUAUAUCGGACAUCUGAAAGAAAGAACGCUCAAGAACCAGAUGGAAAAAGAUCCAACGGAAGUGAUUCGCAAAGCAGUCAUGCGCAUGCUUCCCCGCAAUAGACUGCGCGAUGAGAGGGAUCGCAAACUGAGGAUUUUCUCUGGAACCGAGCAUCCAUUCCAUGAUCGCCCGCUUGAACCUUUCGUCAUGCCACCACGCAAAGUACGUGAGAUGCGUCCACAGGCAAGGCGCGCACUGAUAAGAGCCCAGAAGAAGUUAGAGCAGGCAGACAGAGGAGUAGCGAAAGAUGAAUGUGAUGCUAAGCGUGCGAGCGAAAGGCAAGGUCCCGGAGUAGCUACCUCCGAAUCUAUCUGAAAAUCGGCAUUGAUCGCAUGUUGGUGAUCUACCUAGCUAGGUACAUACGAGUACUGCUGCUAUCUCUGAAGGGUAAUAAGUCUACUUUUGUUUUUGACGUGUAACUAGAUAAGAUAAAUCGAAGCUCGAGCCAGCAAAUGAGCAACUGACUUUGAAUUCUAGGCUACAUACUUGUGGCAUGCAAUACAAGCAUGUGACUAUGUCCCUCAUCAGGAAUAAAACCUAUCCUUUUUCAUCAAUGA
Lolium perenne is the source of this 936-nucleotide messenger RNA. RefSeq lists its product as uncharacterized. Gene Ontology annotation, cellular component: ribosome; mitochondrial large ribosomal subunit. Gene Ontology annotation, biological process: translation; negative regulation of translation. Lineage: Eukaryota; Viridiplantae; Streptophyta; Magnoliopsida; Poales; Poaceae. Gene Ontology annotation, molecular function: mRNA binding; structural constituent of ribosome. The record is from RefSeq and is a predicted model, not a curated record.